GCGAUAUGUCUCGAAAUCUUUGGGGACUUAGAUACCGUUCGACGAUUGAAAUGCGAACAUGUGUUUCACAGACAGUGCAUCGACCCUUGGUUUCAAGCGCGGCAUUUCAAUUGUCCAUUGUGUAAGUUGGUAUAUGUUGCACGGCCCGAACGGAGUCCG
Molecule: messenger RNA, 159 nt
Organism: Fusarium vanettenii 77-13-4
Lineage: Eukaryota; Fungi; Ascomycota; Sordariomycetes; Hypocreales; Nectriaceae
Exons: 1
Source: RefSeq, a predicted model, not a curated record